Molecule: messenger RNA, 708 nt
Organism: Metopolophium dirhodum (rose-grain aphid)
Lineage: Eukaryota; Metazoa; Arthropoda; Insecta; Hemiptera; Aphididae
Exons: 2
Coding region: 1-708 (235 amino acids)
Source: RefSeq, a predicted model, not a curated record
AUGUCCAUUGGUCUAACGUGCUCUCCUACUGAAGUUGUUAUAGAUUUUGAACAAGCUAUCCACAGUGCUGUAGCGGAAGUCUUCCCUAAUGCUAAAAUAAGUGGAUGUCGAUUUCACCUAGGGCAAAGUUGGUGGAGGAAAAUUCAAAGUUUAGGACUCACGAAAAUGUAUAACACAAAUACAGAUGAAAGUUAUUUUUUAAAAUUUUUUUUUGGUUUGCCAUUUUUGGACUCUGACAACGUCAUUGAUUGUUUCACGGAUGACUUUUUAGCAAUACUGCCCGCUAAAGAUGAUCGGGUUGUACAAUUUACCGACUAUGUUUUCGAAAACUAUAUAUCCCCGGAUGCUAUGUUUCCCCCAAAUAUUUGGGCACAGUUCUCUGCUAGCUGUAACCGUACCACUAACGGCUGUGAAAGUUUUCAUUCACACCUAAAUUCAUCGUUCUACUCUAGUCAUCCUAACAUCUAUAAUUUUAUUGAUGUGUUAGUAGAAAUUCAAUCAGAAACGUAUAUCAAAUGUAGAAGCAAUGGAAUAAAAACGAAGAAAAUAUGUGAAAAAGAAGCAUUUAUAAGACAACAGAUGACAAAGCUAGCACAAAAAGAAAUAGAGCAAAGUCAGUUCAGCAUUUUGCCAUUCCAAAUACCAUUCGGUGUAGAGGUUUUUGAUGUUAGUGUUCAAAAAUGGGUAGCUAGUAUUACUACAAAGUGA